Budorcas taxicolor (takin) is the source of this 975-nucleotide messenger RNA. It is a transcript of the gene FAIM, whose product is annotated as Fas apoptotic inhibitory molecule. NCBI's taxonomy places the organism in Eukaryota, Metazoa, Chordata, Mammalia, Artiodactyla, Bovidae. Gene Ontology annotation, biological process: positive regulation of neurogenesis; negative regulation of extrinsic apoptotic signaling pathway via death domain receptors; canonical NF-kappaB signal transduction. The record is from RefSeq and is a predicted model, not a curated record.
AUGGAUUGCAAAGUUAGAAAACUCUUUGCACGUGUCAUCUUUGUUGCUCUCAGUCUUUCUUUGCUGCACUUCUGCUUUUUUCUUUCCUGGCUCCUAAUUGGAUUAAAGACUGUUUUGCCAACCAUGGCAUCUGGAGAUGACAGUCCUAUCUUUGAAGAUGACGAAAGCCCUCCUUACAGCCUGGAAAAAAUGACAGAUCUUGUAGCUGUUUGGGAAGUUGCUUUAAGUGAUGGAGUCCAUAAAAUUGAAUUUGAACAUGGGACCACAUCAGGCAAACGAGUGGUAUAUGUAGAUGGGAAGGAAGUGAUAAGAAAAGAAUGGAUGUUCAAAUUGGUUGGCAAGGAAACCUUCUGCGUUGGAGCUGCAAAGACAAAAGCAACCAUCAACAUUGAUGCUGUCAGUGGUUUUGCUUAUGAAUAUACUCUGGAAAUUAAUGGGAAAAGUCUCAAGAAGUAUAUGGAGAACAGAUCAAAAACCACCAAUACUUGGGUAUUACAUUUGGAUAGUGAGGACUUUAGAGUUGUGUUAGAGAAAGACACUCUGGAUGUAUGGUGCAAUGGUAAAAAAAUGGAGACAGCGGGUGAGUUUGUAGAUGAUGGGACUGAAACUCACUUCAAUAUUGGGAAUCAUGACUGUUACAUAAAGGCUGUCAGUAGCGGCAAGCGGAAAGAAGGGAUUAUUCAUAGUCUCAUUGUGGAUAACAGAGAAAUCCCAGAGACUGUUGAAUGACUUCAUAUUAAUGAAUUUUAAUCUUAAGAAGUAAAGAUCAGAACUUUUAAAUUACUGUGGUAAUUAAAUAUGUUCAGCAUGUACUUUUCAGUACAUCUAGUCAUCCUGUUUUUUAGUUACUUGAAACUAGUGUUUUAAGCAUCAGGAAAAAAAUAUGUAUCAUGAAAAUUGCAAUUUAUUUUGUAAAUAAUGUAAAAUGUUUUAGAGUCAAAUGGAAAAUAAGAUAUGGACCAAAAACUCACUAAU